Messenger RNA from Oikopleura dioica, 378 nucleotides. The record is from the annotation of a GenBank genome assembly. NCBI's taxonomy places the organism in Eukaryota, Metazoa, Chordata, Appendicularia, Copelata, Oikopleuridae.
AUGAGCAACGAGAGAAGAACGAAGGGAACGCUCAUUACCAUUUGCUUCGGAGUUUUUACUGUGCUUUUGAUUGGCGGCUUUUAUUUUAUGAAGUGUUUUCUCAGAUAUAAAAACAACCGGGAGCGAAACAGAGUCCUCUUCCUCGAAUCCCAAUCAUCCCGAAUCCAUCAUCUUUCAACCGUCCAAACUCUGAGCCAAGGGCUGAAUAUCUCCCACUCCAUUCGAAUUCAACCUACAACAGCUUCAACAUCCUUUGUGGAAAACAAUCGCCCUCUUCCGAAUCUGCAAACCGCUCAAAAUCAAUGCAACGAGGGACACCAAGAAUUCAGCGAUUUGCCAUCUUAUGAAGAUGCAAUCAAAAUGCCGAAAAACGCCUAG